AUGGCAAAUAAAGCUUUAAUAAAUACAGAUACAUUAUUUAAUCCUGAUAUUAUUAAAUUCAAUUGCAAAUUUCAAAGUUUAAGUCAUAAUAAACAUGGAUCAAUAUUACUCGAAUCAUGUCGUUCAUUAUUUUGGCUUAAACAAAAACAUUGCUAUGUUGGAUAUCAUAAUGAUGAAGAGAAUGAACAAAAAUUCUUAUACACAAUAGCUCGAUUUCGAUUAAAAGAUAUUAUUUAUCAUUUAUCUAAUUUUCCACCUAUAACAAUAGUGCCAUCAAAUAUGAAAAAAUAUUUCUUUUUUAAUCAAAAUAAAAUCAAUUCUUUAUUAAUUGACAUUGAUAAAUUUCUAACACCACUAAUUUAUCGUUUUACACAAGUAACAUCAUUAAUAAUUUGUGGUUCAGUGCUUAUAUCAUUAGAUGUUUUUAAAACAAUAAUGUGA
Messenger RNA from Rotaria sp. Silwood1, 441 nucleotides. The record is from the annotation of a GenBank genome assembly. NCBI's taxonomy places the organism in Eukaryota, Metazoa, Rotifera, Eurotatoria, Philodinida, Philodinidae.